GAGUGACAUUUAAAUGACAUAUGUCAACAACUGAUCGACUGAUAGUGAAUUCGAUCUGAUGAUACAAAAAUAUAAAGAAACACAUGGUUUUAAUUAUUUUAAAGCAUUUAUUUUAGGCCUGUUAUUUGUAAAUAAAUAUCUUCGUUUAUCUCCAACAUUGAAUAACGAUGUCAGGAAAAAAAUGCAAACACUGUGGCUCUUCAGAAAUAGAAGUAGACCCAGCAAGAGGUGACGCAGUAUGUACUAACUGUGGUUCUGUGUUAGAAGAUAAUAUAAUCGUUGCAGAAGUAGAAUUCCAAGAGAAUGCACAUGGUGGUGCAUCAGCUAUUGGUCAGUUCGUAUCCGCAGAAACAAAAGGAGGAGCUUCAGGUUUUGGAAGAGCUUUCAAUGCUGGUAUUGGACAGGAAUCUAGGGAAGUUACAUUGAGAAAAGCUAGAGAUGGUAUUACAGCAUUGUGCCAACAAUUACGUCUUAACCAGCAAUGCAUUGAUAUAUCCUGUAAUUUUUUCAAAAUGGCUCUUUCAAGACAUCUCACAAUUGGACGUCAAUCAUCCCUUACACAGGCAGCAUGUGUCUACAUGACAUGUAGAACAGAAGGGACAGCUCAUCUCUUAAUAGAUGUCAGUGAUGCCCUUCAGCUGUGCUGCUAUCAGCUUGGACGCACCUACUUCAAAUUAUCUCGAGCACUCUGCAUCAACAUUCCACCAAAUGAUCCUUGCCUUUAUAUUCUUCGUUUUGCAUCUCAAUUGAAAUUUGAAGACAAAAAACACGAGGUCAGCAUGACUGCACUACGCCUGGUGCAGCGAAUGAAGAGAGAUUCCAUUCAUUCCGGUCGGAGACCCUCCGGGGUUUGUGGUGCAGCACUCCUAAUAGCAGCGCGUCUGCACGAUUUCUCCAGAACGACAGCGGACGUAGUGAGAAUUGUCAAGAUACACGAGUCAACACUGCGUAAGCGUCUCAUCGAAUUCGGCGAGACACCGUCCAGUGCACUCACCCUGGACGAGUUUAUGACUGUGGACUUAGAGGAAGAACAGGAUCCACCAGCUUUCAAAGCCGCAAGGAAAAAGGAUAAGGAUCGUUUACAGAAGUUAAUGGAAGAAGAAGAUGGCGAAAAAGAGUUAACCGAGCUGCAAAGGGAUAUAGAGGCUCAGUUAGAUAAGGAUACUAUAAAAAGAAAGAAAACAGCUCUCGUUCAAUGUCCGAUUCCCCCGAUAUUGUCAAUGGACGAAGGUUCAACGGAAGAUGCAGAAGCGUCUCGAUUCGCGACUGAAGAUACGUUGUCACUCAUCGGUGAAAUAACUAAGGACGUACAGCCCAACGAAGGUUCUAAUAUGAAGAAUGAACUUCACUUGGAGAAAGGGCUCGGUCCAGAGUUAGUCGUAAUCGGUUUGGGCCAGCCUGAAGACAAGUCGGAAACGUUCGUCAAACCAGAAGGAAAGCAGCAACUCAACAAGGACUUGCAUAACGCAGAAGAUUUGCACCUCAGCAACCAAGAUGAAGAGUACGUAAGCUCACUCAUCAUGACUGACGAGGAGGCCCGACAUAAGACUCUCUUAUGGCAUAAUAUCAAUGCUGAUUAUUUAAAGGAACAGAAAAUUAAAGAAGAAAUUCGCGCUAGAGAGAAGGAAGAAGGCAAGGAUAAAAAGCGCAAAGUCAGAGGCUCCUACAAGAAGAAGGUUGCGUGUAACGCCGCCACCGCCGGCGAGGCGAUCGGCAAGAUGUUGGCCGAAAAGAAAAUGAGCUCCAAAAUCAACUACGAUAUUCUUAAGACGCUGGACCAGCCAGGUACAGCAGCGAGUCCGACCACGGCAGCUGAACCAGCCCCGCAGAGCCAACCGACACGACAGGAGCCAGUAACACCGACGGUGAUGGAGACGGUAGUGGAGACAGCGGUCCCGGCCUCGCCCGUGCCCCGCAAACGUAAGAAGAAGCCCGCCCCCACGUUCAACACGGCGCCCGCCACCCCCGGGCCCGCCACACCCGCGCGCGUCUCGUCCGCCCCCGCCACCCCCGCGUCUGACAACCCCGCGCAGACACAAGAUGCAGCAGAUGAUUACGACGAAGACUUGGAAGCUGAAGAAACAGCCCCGGAUGUCAGCGAACAGAUGUCUCUCGCCGCGAUGCUGAAAAAUGGAGACGACGACGAUUACUACGACUACGACGAAUACUAGCGAUGUAUUAGUUUAUAUUAAUAUUUAUUAUUAGUAACGCUUGAAUAUAAUAUUUGUAUAAGCGAAACAUAAGGGAUGUUAUGGAUUAAUUAAAAAAAAAAAUCUUCAUGAUUUUCCUCAAACGUCCACUGUUGGACAAAGGUCUCUCUCAAGGAUUUCCACGAUAGCCGGUCUUGCGCUAUCCCCUCCAACGGCUGCCCACGACCCUUGCAAUAUCGUCGGUCCACCUUAUAGGGGGAAAUAGGCCGCCCAAACUGCGUCUUCCGAUUCUUGGUCGCCAUUCAAGAACCUAUUUACCCCAGCGGCCGUCAGUUCCGUGAGCGAUGAGCCUCGCCCACUGCCACUUCCAUUCAACAAUGCUUAAAGAAAUCAAACAAGUUUCUUAGGAAAAAAUAUCACAGCAUUUUUAAUACAAUUAGUAUAAGAGUGUAUCGGUAGUGAGUAGUGACUGUUAAAUAUUAGUCGAAAGACAUUCGAACAGUGCUUUGUACAAUUUUGUGCCUUCUCAACGAAGAGAUCGCUUUACAGUUAUACAGAGAAUCUCAAUGUCAAAAAUUAACGCCUUCAAACAUUAAUUGCCUUUAAAUUGAAUGGAUAUUACAAAGCAAUACAUAACUUACGUAAUAUAUGGUUGUUUUUUAUAUUUUUAUAAAAUUUAAUAAGGAAAAGUAUUUUUAAAGGUAGUAUGUAGCGGAAAUUAUGUUUAUAACGAAUAUAAAAAAGGAGUAAUGAUAGUGAAAUAAAAGUUAAGAACUCGCUACUCUUAAAGUAAGUAGAACAUAUAUAUCUCUGCUCUAUGUAGCUUAUGUAGGAUUAUGGAACGCUAGUAACGCUCGCGUCCAUGAAUAUUACGACAAGUAAGGAAAUAACAAACAAGGGAGAUUAAAAUUAAUUUAAAUAUAAUAAUAAACAGAUCAUUCAAAUCCACAGUAGCAUUAAUUAAAUACGAAUUACAUUACAAGAAAUUGUAGAUCUGAGAACAUUUGUGUUUAUCGAUCAGCGUCUCACCGUACUUGUAUGUAUUGUAUGUUUGAAAUUAAUCUGUGGUAUUACUCAUACAAGUAAUACCACAGAUUAUUUAGAUCUCGACCAAAGGUGACAUGUCAAUUCAAUGGUAUGAUUUUUAGCUAAUUUAACUCUGCCAUUGGAAUCGAAUAUGCUAUUAUAAGCUAUAACGCUUAACAAUGUUAGUAUAGAAGACUUUCUUGAAAUUCGUAAUAUUUAUGGAUACUUCCAUAUUUAAAUAUUUUUAAGGUUAAGGUUAUAUUAUCCUAAAUAAUAGACUGUUAAUGAUAUGUUAUUUAUGAAAAAGUUAGGAACAGAUGAAUGUGGAGUUAAUUAAUUAUGUUAAUAUGUUAUCAUAUUUAACUUAAAAAUAAAAUAUGAAUGUAAAAGGAUUUGUAUACCUAUAAAACCUUUUUCGUUUUAUUUUUAAACGCUACCAAAGGUUUAUUCAGUACCGUCUUGGUUUUGUAGCCAUUUUUUUCUGGCGUGUAUUAAGUAUGGAUAAAGAAAAUUUUCGUUAAGCUAGGAACUAAACUAGUUGUAGUAAUUUUAAAUGGAUGUAGCUUAGAAUGUUUAACGUGAUUUUGGUCGUUAUAAUUACCGUAAUUACCACGAGGUGAAAAGAAACACAAACGAUUAUGUGGGUUAAAUUACAAAACAAUUUAUUCGUUUCAUAUUACUAUUUUUUUUAAUAAUAUUCAUGUAGCAACAUUUAUUUUUAUAAAUACAUCUUAUAAUUUACUUCUGUUAUAUUUUUCAUUCUAACAAAGAAUGUUAACAUGUUAUGUAAACUACUUUAGAUCUCAACCAAGCGAUUUUAUAAGACUAAUAAAAAUUAUAUGAAAUAUAAGUAUUACUCUAUUUGUAUUGUUACUGCGUAAUCUUAAAAUUAUAUACGUACCUUAAUAAACGGCCGAUUUUUAAAUUUGGCAACACAACUGGUAACAUAAUAAAUUGUGGUCAAAAAACAAUGUCUUACAUACAAAAUGUAUUGUCUAUUUUGUUGGCCCUUAAUUCGCCUGGAGCCGAUCCUGGGUGCAGAAUCAGGCCAUGAUUAUCAUAAAAUGCAUUGUCAUCAGAACUAAACCAAAAAAAUUCAAAUCCGUAGAAUAAGAGGAAGUGAUUCUAACUCAGCUUGCCUAAUAAAACAAAAUUGCAAGUAAAACGACAGCCUGUAAAAAAUAUAAGACAAAACAUGCUUAACAACAAAGUGUCACAUACAAAUUGUGCCUAAAUGAAAUUGUAUAAUAAUAUUGGAUGUAUUUUUUGUAUUACUUAAGUUCAAAUAAGUUAUUGUUUUGUUUUUCAUACGUUCCAUUGCAAUGGAAUGAAGUGUAGAUGAGAUUUACCAUGACUAUUAAUCUACCUAUUAUAUUAUGAGUUGUAUGUGACUCCGUAAUAAUGAAAUUAUAAUUACUACUUCCUAUUUUUUGCAAUAUUUUGUUAAUUAUAGGACAACUAAAGCAUUCGAGUAGGUUGCAAUUUGCAUCUGAAUUUGAUAGCAACAAACAAUUAUAUUUCAAGCUCUAAUAAUAGUGA
Messenger RNA from Nymphalis io (European peacock), 4715 nucleotides. RefSeq names its product transcription factor IIIB 90 kDa subunit (gene Brf). NCBI's taxonomy places the organism in Eukaryota, Metazoa, Arthropoda, Insecta, Lepidoptera, Nymphalidae. Bases 168 to 2171 code for a protein of 667 amino acids. Gene Ontology annotation, biological process: transcription by RNA polymerase III; DNA-templated transcription initiation; transcription preinitiation complex assembly. The transcript has 12 exons. The record is from RefSeq and is a predicted model, not a curated record. Gene Ontology annotation, molecular function: RNA polymerase III type 3 promoter sequence-specific DNA binding; TBP-class protein binding; RNA polymerase III general transcription initiation factor activity. Gene Ontology annotation, cellular component: nucleus; transcription factor TFIIIB complex; transcription preinitiation complex.